This is a messenger RNA of Nothobranchius furzeri (turquoise killifish), 4863 nucleotides long. Lineage: Eukaryota; Metazoa; Chordata; Actinopteri; Cyprinodontiformes; Nothobranchiidae. The record is from RefSeq and is a predicted model, not a curated record.
GACGAGACUUCUCAUUCCGUGUAAUGUGUACUCCUCCUGCCUACCAGCAGAGGGCAGUCGUAAUCUGUUGUGCACAAAAAGCAGGCCAGAAUAAAACACCACUCGCUGAUCUGGAGGCCUGAGCCUCGUUUUUUUCGGUUACAGCGACGCAAAUACAUCACAGAAAGGCAGUGGAGACAUGAGGCUUGGCGUGUAGACGGGCUGAUGGAUUUUACUGGCGCUGACUGAAAAGAAAACCUCGUGGAUAGGUUUCACCACAGGUAGAGCUAGCUGUUAGCUAAACACGGCUAAAGAAAACCUGCUACCACUUCAGGAUCUGGGACUGCUUCAUCGUGUGUUCUGCACCAUCUGGACCUGGACAGCAUGGACACAGUUUCAAGAAAGAGAGAGGAUGCUGAAGAGAAGUCUUUGUUCUUACAAUUUCAUCAGCAGCAAAUAGAAGACCAAAAUGUCACAGCCAGGAGCUCAGAUGACCAGGCGACAGCAGAAAUUGGUGGAAGGGCAGAAACUAGCAGGAACCUAGACAUGAACCUUCAUGAGCAGACAUUUGAUUCUUCAGAGUUGGCAAUUAGUGGAGAUGAUGACGAUGGUGGUGGUGGUCAUGUGAAUCUCAACUCUGAGCUGUCAGACUCAGAGUCUGAAACUAGAGAUGAAGACAAUGAUUGGAAUGAGAGAAGGUCUUCUGAGUCAGAUGUUAAGACUGUCAAAUCCUUUAGCUGCCCUGAGUGUGGUAAACAAUUUCUUCAUAAGUCGUCUCUCCAGAAACAUGUGAGAGUGACAAGUCAUCCAGCAAUAAGGUCUUCUGGCUGUUUGGUUAAUAAGAAAUGUGUUAGAGGGAAGCAAUGUAUAGACCCGUGCAGGAAAGUCCAGAAAGAACUAAAAUCAUUUUGUUGUGAUGACUGUGGAAAAAGAUUUAGUACAAAAUCACAUUUAAACGGUCACAUGGAGGACCACACAGGACAGAAACCUUUUGCCUGUGAUCUCUGUGGACAUAGAUUUACCCAUAAGUCCAGUUUAAACAGACACAUGAGAGUCCACACUGGACAGAAGCCUUAUGCCUGUGAUCAGUGUGGAAAAUGUUUUAGCCAUAAGACAACUUUAAACAGUCACAUGAGUGUCCACACAGGACAGAAGCCUUUUUCUUGUGAGCUCUGUGGACAAAGAUUUAAUCAAAAGACACAUUUAAACAGUCACACAAGAGUCCACACAGGACAGAAACCUUUUGCCUGUGAGCUCUGUGGAAAAAAAUUUAGCCGAAGCACACAUUUAAACAGACACAUGAUAGUCCACACAGGACAUAAGCCUUUUCCCUGUGAGCUCUGUGGACAAAAAUUUGGCUAUAAGAAUAUUUUUAACAGUCACAUGAGAAUCCACACAGGACAGAAGCCUUUUGCCUGUGAGCUGUGUGGACAAAGAUUUCGCUGUAAGUCAAAUUUAAACAGUCACAUGAGAGUCCACACUGGACAGAAGCCUUUUGCCUGUGAGCUGUGUGGACAAAGAUUUAGCUGUAAGUCAACUUUUAACAGUCACAUGAGAGUCCACACAGGACAGAAGCCUUUUGCCUGUCAGCUCUGUGGACAAAGAUUUAGCCAAGGCAAACGAUUAAACUGUCACAUGAGAGUUCACACAGGACAGAAGCCUUUUGUCUGUGAGCUCUGUGAAGCAAGAUUUAGUUGUAAGUCAAGUUUAAACAGUCACAUGAGAGUCCACACAGGAGAGAAGCCUUUUGUCUGUGAGCUCUGUGGACAAAGAUUUGGACAUAAGAGAACUUUAAACGGGCACAUGAGAGUUCACACAGGACAGAAACCAUUUGCCUGUGAGCUGUGUGGACAAAGUUUUAGCUGUAAGUCAAGUUUUAACAGUCACAUGAGAGUCCACACAGGACAGAAGCCUUUUGCCUGUCAGCUCUGUGGACAAAGAUUUAGACAUAAGACAACUUUAAACGGGCACAUGAGAGUUCACACAGGACAGAAACCUUUUGUCUGUGAGCUCUGUGAAGCAAGAUUUAGUUGUAAGUCAAGUUUAAACAGUCACAUGAGAGUCCACACGGGAGAGAAGCCUUUUGUCUGUGAGCUCUGUGGACAAAGAUUUAGACAUAAGACAACUUUAAACGGGCACAUGAGAGUUCACACAGGACAGAAACCUUUUGUCUGUGAGCUCUGUAAAGCAAGAUUUAGUUGUAAGUCAAGUUUAAACAGUCACAUGAGAGGUCACACAGGACAGAAGCCUUUUGCCUGUGAGCUGUGUGGACAAAGAUUUAGCUGUAAGUCAAGUUUAAACAGUCACAUGAGAGGUCACACAGGACACAAGAAACUCAUUUAACUACAAGAGUUCCAAAUAGGGACUUUUUUAGUUUUAGAUAUCAGUCUUGUACCCCUGGUUAACUGUCCUUUAUCCAGGCUGCACACUGAAAGCAUCAGAUGGCACGGAACAUCAGUGGAACGGUGUACUCACGACAAUCACUGCACUCGAGUGCACAUGGGGAGAGUCUCAGCAGCGAAGCAGCAGGAUCACUAGAAGGCUCCCUCUAGACUUCAAAGGUUACGAUUUGUUUAUGCAAUCCGCCAUCAAACCAAAAAGAAGGAAAUUUCAUUGUUGCUGUUUGAUGUCAUAUAUGAUGUUGUUCCUCUCCACUGCCAGGAAAAAAAACAACGAAAACCCACCGCUGCACUUCUGGAACAAUACUGCGAGUAAAUAUGUUGUACGGUCACACGUAAGCUUCAUAUAUAUGAAAUAGCAUUAGCUGCAGUACUUUUAUUUUGAAAGUUACUGGGGAUUUUACACUGAAACCGUGUGUGAUUUCCAGUCUGGCCUUAUGUUAACUGCGGUAAUUGACACAUCCCAGAAGUGGGAAAAAAAGAACCCGAUUCUAUCUUUAGCAGUAUGCUGCACCACGCUGCUUCUGGGACGCGUCUGAAAAUUGCAGCGUCGCAGCUGGAUUGUUACACUCCAUAGACUGUAAUGGAUUCUAUUUUAAGCAAUGCCGUUUCGCUGUCUUUCCGUGCCGCUGAUGCUUCCAGUGUGCAGUAGGGAUCAGCGUUAACUGUCCUAGAUCAUGGCUGGAUUCAGGAUGUGAGCCACCUCUUUUAGAGUAAAUUGCAGAUUAGUCUCCCUUAAACCAAUGUUGAGAGAAACAUAACAGGAGCGUGUUUUAAAUAAAAAUUUACACAAACAUGAAUUUAGGCUCAUUUUUGUAAGAAAUAUAUUUUUCUAUCAAACCAGAAGUGGCAUAGGCAAUGGGAGACGUGUUAGCUUGAUCCAGAAAAUAAUAUGGAUUUUAAUGCUAGCUCUGACACAGAGGAAGCUUUAAAAUGUUUAAUACUUACUAGUUUGCUUGCCCGUGCACAUGCACAGGUUUUACGAAGGUGCGUGGCAUUGUGGGGCAGCUCUAGCUCAACAGGUUGAGCGGGUUGUCCAGUGAACGGAAGGUUGCAGGUUUGAUCCCGGCUCCGGACAGAGAAUUCUGCUGUUGUGUCCUUGGGCAAGACACUUAACCCACCUUGCCUGCUGGUGGUGGUCGGAGGGUCCGCAGGCGCCUGUGCUCGGCAGCCUCGCCUCUCAUCCCCACCAGUGUAUGAAUGUGUGUGUGAAUGGAUGAAUGAUACACUGUAGUGUAAAGCGCUUUGGAGUCCUUACCCCCAAAUUCCACUACCUCCGCUCCGCUCCGGUCCGCCCCCCGCCUUCCGCAGCCGCUUGCUUCCAAACUCAAUUUUUACUGUACCCGCUCUACAACGGCUCCGCUCCGGUGCGGAGACCUGAGGGGGGCAAACAAGCAUGCGCAGGAUUUUCGAGAUCUUGCGAUACAGUCCGAGCAAUAAACGCGGAAGUUAGAUCCAAACACCCGUUGUGUGGGAGAAGCAUCGGCACGAACUGUUUAAUCUGCCCAUCAUUUGUGUUGAGAGAUCAGCAGUGUUUGGAUCAACAAAUUGUGACUACUUAGUAGAUAGUAGAAACUGUAUUUAUGGCUUACUUUUGUGCAUUUAAACUUCAGCCGCCAUUGAUAGUUGUUAAAAGUUGUUAAACCUGUGCAUAUGAAACAAAAAACUCCUUUUGUUUAUCGAUUUAUUGUGAAAAACGGAAAUUGUGCUUGCUCCUUUUCCUGUUGGGCCGUUGUGAUUUAUGUCCAUUUACUGCGGAGGUGCUCCGGCGUCCGGCGAAAAUAGGAUCGAUUCUAUUUUUGCCGGACGCCGGAACAGAGGGCGGCGCAUGGCGCCGCACUGCCGGAGCACGGCCACAGUAGUGGAAUUGCUCUGAUUGACUACAACAGGACCGAUUUUGCUCCGACGUUCGUGGCGGAGCGGAGCGGAGGUAGUGGAAUUGAGAGGCGCUAUACAAGUGUGGAUCAUUGUAAAAGGUGUGAGCAGUUGCCCAAGUCCCUUUUUAUCAAUAUUGUGCUAACAGCGCUGUGGCUCAACAGCGGCGGCACGUACAUUUAGGAAGCCGCUCGAGAUGGUGGUGCAAGUGUUUGUUUGAGAAAUUCUGUAAUUUCAUACGGCUAGUAAUAUUGUAAGAUGUGUUUACAACAGGUUCUGAAAACUUAAUGAUGAUUAUAUUUUUUGCCAGUAUUAUGUAUGAAUGUUUAUAUCCAUUGUUUUGUGGUUAUGUACAGAAAGUAGUCAAAUGUAUGUUUUGUUGUCCCAAUUUAAUCAGUAAGUUACAGCAUAACAUGGUGAAUGGCCUGUAUGACACCCUCCAAGCAACACAGACGCAAGUGAUUUCUUUCACGGGCUUCUUGAAUGUCUUUCAUCGUUGACCUCUUCUGUCUUUCUUUCCAAAGACCUUUAAACCGUGAAGCUGAAUAUACAGGAUUUUACAUUUAGAACAAAUACAAUAAUGUGCAACAAAAAUAAAGACAAAUAAAUA